Molecule: messenger RNA, 1075 nt
Organism: Clupea harengus (Atlantic herring)
Lineage: Eukaryota; Metazoa; Chordata; Actinopteri; Clupeiformes; Clupeidae
Product: transcription factor HES-5-like
Molecular function (GO): protein dimerization activity
Source: RefSeq, a predicted model, not a curated record
CAUGACUGCAAUACAGUAAAAAAUAAACACAAAUGUAAAGUUACUUAGUUAUUAAAAGUCACUUAACGAGUCAAUGGUGUUUCGUUCGUGAUAUCAGGGGGCAUGGAGCCUACUUGUUCUUACUGGUGACGAAGUGCUAGUGGGUGUGGCCUGAAAGACGGCACUUCCCCCAUAAAUGCUGUUCGCCAGAGUAGGGAUGAUCACAAAUCAGACAACCACCAAGAUCGAACACAACUGAAGUAUGAAAUCGAUUUCAGUACACGGCACUAGCCGCGCCAAAGCAUAUAGAAAGCUCCUGAAACCAGAGGUGGAAAGGUUUAGAAGAGAGAGAAUGAACAGCAGUCUUGAAAGCCUGAGGGCGAUGCUGCUGCACUGGCCACAACAUCAGGGUUUGGCCAGUAAAAGAGUGGAGAAGGCUGAAAUCCUGGAGCAGGCAGUCACAUUCUUGAAGGGCUAUGGUGACAAGCGAGGGGGAGGGGAGGAGCAGACCUUCCAGGAUGGUUACACUACCUGUCUGCAGAAGGCUGCUGACUUCCUGAGAAACAGCGGCCAGAACGGAGACCAGAGUGGAGAUGAGGCGCAGAGGAGGGCGUUUGCAGUCCAGCUCACUCACCUGGACAGGUGCACUGCCACACCAGUCCCCACGCUCAGCUUGACCAGGUGUGGGGCACCACCUAAGCUGAUCCAGUAUCAGCAGCCAGGGUUGUUGGCUCUCCAAGGACAAAGACACUCCAGCAAGGCCAAGUUGUCUCCCAGAGCUCACUCAGCCAAGAUUAUGUCUCCACCUCUCAUUAACAGUCAGGCCUUAUGGAGACCAUGGCCCUGAAGGAGUAGAGGAUUUGGAGAAAUGAACUCUGAACAGAAUGUAUAUGUGUAAAUGUGAAGUAGGCUAUAUUAUUCCAUGUGAUUUGUAAAUACUGGACAUGUAAAUAUACUAUUAUUUGUUUAAAUUGUUAAUGAAAUGUUGAACUCCAACCUCAAACCAUACUGACAGCACUUAAGGUUUAUAGAUUUUAUUUUUGUAAUGUUGAGAAUGACUGAAUACUUAUUUUGUAAUGCUAACAUCAAAAUAAUA